Molecule: messenger RNA, 1894 nt
Organism: Nelumbo nucifera (sacred lotus)
Lineage: Eukaryota; Viridiplantae; Streptophyta; Magnoliopsida; Proteales; Nelumbonaceae
Product: putative serine/threonine-protein kinase PBL7
Biological process (GO): protein phosphorylation
Molecular function (GO): protein kinase activity; ATP binding
Source: RefSeq, a predicted model, not a curated record
CGUGAAACAAGUAUGGAUUCAUGUGGCCAUACAGGCAAGUUGACCUCCCAGGAAGGAAAACUCAGCCUCCGCUCCAUAACGAGUUCAUCAUGUAUCUGCAUCCACCCUCUUUGAUGCCAACACAAUCUCCUUCUUUCUCUCUAUUUAUCCUUUUUCCUCUAUAAUUCUCCCUCAUUCUUCUUCUCCUCUUUCUUUAGAGCUCAUGGGGGUUCUCCCAUCAGACGCUCCGUCAGGACCACCCAGUCUGACUGCACGCCGAUAUGCCUAUCACGAAUACACUUCACACACAGAGUCCCAUCAAGACCACCAUGGUGUUCUCUCUCGGGAUUCCCUUCUCAUAAUCAUCAUACCCAUCAUCUCAAUUGUUUUGGCCUUCGCCGUAUGUCUAUUUGUAAUCCUACUCCGCAAACUUAGGUCUGGGAAAAACAAUGGCACCGGCAAAAGUAGCAACGACAACAGUAACAUCAACAACAUCAAACUUUGUAGGUUCGGUGUUCACAGAACCAGAAGUUUCAGUGCUAGUCCGGAUGUCAAGAGUGGUUGUUUUUAUGGAGGAAAUUCAGGUCAUAUCCCUUUAGCCAAAUUUAGAGGAGUGCAAGUCUUCACCUACAAAGAGCUGGAAUUGGCAACAGAUGGAUUUAGUGAAGCAAAUGUGAUAGGCAAGGGAGGACAUGGGGUGGUGUAUAGGGGGACUCUGGGUGAUGGGACUGUGGCAGCAAUCAAGAUGGUACACAGAGAAGGAAAACAAGGGGAGCGUGAGUUCAGGAUUGAGGUGGAUUUAUUGAGCCGACUGCAUUCCCCCUAUUUGGUGGAGCUACUGGGCUACUGUGCAGACCAACAGCAUCGGCUUCUGAUAUUCGAAUACAUGCCCAAUGGCAGCCUCCAUCACCACAUCCACCGGACCCACAAGCAAUAUCAACCCCUGGAUUGGGCAACCCGGCUAAGGAUUGCGCUCGAUUGCGCUCGAGCACUCGAAUUCCUCCACGAGCUUGCAGUCCCAACAGUCAUCCACCGGAAUUUCAAGUGCAGCAACAUUCUAUUAGAUCAGAACUUGAGAGCCAAAGCUUCAGAUUUUGGGUUGGCCAAGACAGGUCCCGACAGGAUCAAUAGUCAGAUCACAACCACUGUGGUAGGGACCACGGGAUACCUUGCGCCUGAGUGUGCUUCAACUGGUAAGCUAACUGCAAAAUCAGAUGUCUAUGGCUACGGGGUUGUUCUUCUAGAGCUCCUAACAGGUCGUAUACCCGUCGAUACAAAGCGCCCUCCUGGAGAGCAUUUCCUUGUCUCAUGGGCUCUUCCAAGGUUGACCAACAGAGAGAAAGUUGUAGAAAUGGUUGAUCCAGCUCUAAAAGGCCAAUAUUCAAAGAAGGAACUAAUUCAGGUAGCUGCCAUUGCUGCUGUUUGUGUUCAACCAGAAGCUGAUUACCGACCUCUCAUGACUGAUGUUGUGCAGUCUUUAAUCCCACUAGUUAAAACCAUCCCUUCUACUUAUACCUCUACCUCCUCCAGAUUCCAAACAAUAAGCCCGAGGUCUUAAUUCAUCAUGGAAGCUGCAGAAACAUCAAACGCCAUGGUCUUUAGGCCCCUGGAGAGCUCUUUCUAGCUUGACGAAAAAUCAUCACAAAUGCGGGGACAUAGGGCUUAAACUUUUACCUGACAAAAGAAAGUCUUACGGAAUAUCUAAAUCUGGUGGCGGUUCAGCAACUAAGUCCUAUAACAUAAGUUCUGCCCACUCAUUCCAGAUGAAUAUUUUGUAUGAUGAAAUAUACUGUUGAGCAUUUAAGUUACAUUGUAAAAAUGUAAUAAAUAUGUUAUUUCCUUGCUGCCAUAAUUAGGGGUUUAAUUUGUUGAUAAGAUUGAACAAGAUGUGGUCUUGACCAAUGUAUUGUGUUUA